AUGGACGGAAUGAUCGCAAUGCUGCCGGCGCCUUUGCAGGCCCUCUCCACCCAUAUCGAUUUCCAGGGACAAAAAGUCGCCGAACGCACCUAUCAGGUAGGGAAAAUGAGUGAAAAUCUGGAAAAAUCAAGGACAAUGUGCCGAAAAUUGAUUUUUGGUGUGAAGAUGCGAAAGAUGCGCUUGUUAGAGCUGAAAUUGCAAGAACAAGAGCAUUUCUAUGAAAAAAAGGCUGGAUUCGUUUCAAAGAGCAAAAAAUUGAAGGGUUCUCAAAGUGUUCAUUGAAUAAUGCCGAUUUUAGGAGAAAAAAUAGAACAUUUCGUGUCGGAAAGAAUUCAUUUACAUCAAUAUUGUGAAUGUGAAACGUUUGCAAGAGUAUUCAAGUUGAAACAGCGAAAUAGUGAAUAUUGCAGGUGAUUCUGACGCUAGCCGGAAUCGUGGGAUUCGUGGUCGGCUGGUGGACGCAGCAGCUCUCCUACGCCAUUUUCACAGUGAUGGGCGCCUCCGCGUUUACCGCACUCAUCAUUCUGCCGCCGUGGCCGUUCCUCUUCAGAAAACACCCCGUCGUGGUACGGCUUUUCGCAUAUUUCAUCAGAAUUUCCCUAUUUUUCAGUGGCAACCGGUGCAAGUGGAGGAAGAGGGAAAGAAGGAGAAGAACAAGAAAAAGGACGAAGCGAAGGAGACGAAAAAGACGAAAUAA
Molecule: messenger RNA, 697 nt
Organism: Caenorhabditis sp. 36 PRJEB53466
Lineage: Eukaryota; Metazoa; Nematoda; Chromadorea; Rhabditida; Rhabditidae
Source: the annotation of a GenBank genome assembly